AUGUCCUGCCAGCAGAACCAGCAGCAGUGCCAGCCUCCUCCCAAGUGUGCCCCCAAGUGCCCCACCCCUAAAUGCCCCCCAAAGUGCCCCCCAGUCUCCUCUUGCUGUGGCGUCAGCUCCGGGGGCUGCUGCGGCUCCAGCUCCGGCGGCUGCUGCAGCUCCGGGUCUGGGGGCUGCUGCCUGAGCCAUCACAGGCGCCGCAGGUCCCACCACUGCAGACCCCAGAGGUCUGACUGCUGCAGCCAGCCCUCAGGGGGCUCCGGGUGCUGUGGAGGGGGGAGUGGUCAGUCCUCUGGAGGCGGCUGCUGCUGA
Budorcas taxicolor (takin) is the source of this 312-nucleotide messenger RNA. RefSeq names its product late cornified envelope protein 1D-like. NCBI's taxonomy places the organism in Eukaryota, Metazoa, Chordata, Mammalia, Artiodactyla, Bovidae. The transcript has a single exon. The coding region runs from base 1 to 312 and encodes 103 amino acids. The record is from RefSeq and is a predicted model, not a curated record. Gene Ontology annotation, biological process: epidermis development.